Molecule: messenger RNA, 3513 nt
Organism: Aureobasidium melanogenum CBS 110374
Lineage: Eukaryota; Fungi; Ascomycota; Dothideomycetes; Dothideales; Saccotheciaceae
Exons: 2
Coding region: 1-3513 (1170 amino acids)
Source: RefSeq, a predicted model, not a curated record
AUGGCGCAUACCCAGGCCUCAAACGGGCUAUCCUCGACCCACGACCCAUCCCAUCCUACAACCGUAAAUCGCAAGAAGCAGAAGAGGAGGGCAAAGCAGCAGGCAAAGCUCAAUCAUGGCUCCGACGAGGCUUUCUCAGACCAGCACUCCCAUCUCAGUCAACCUCCGUCACUCCCUGAAGCCUUGUCGGACGAGGACCAAGACAAUGUGCAACUCAGCUAUUCAGCGCGGCCACCACCCGUCAAUGGCGCAAACUCAUAUCCAAGCAACGACGACUCGGUGGAACCUUCGCGCAGAAAGCGCAACAAGAAGAAGAAGCGCGGCGGCUCUAAUCACUCGGCAUAUCCUGACCAUCUACGCCCUGCUAUGCACCAAUCUCCUCUACCGCACUCCCUACCCAUGUCGACCGGCCCAUUAAGGUCUACUCAACGCUCCUCGAGGCAAGAUCGUAUUUGGAACACAUCGACCCAAGAAGAACGCGAGAGGAUUAAACAGUUCUGGCUGACGCUGAGCGAGGAGGAGCGCAAAUCCUUGCUCAAAAUCGAGAAGGAGGCUGUUCUACGUAAAAUGAAGGAGCAGCAAAAACACUCAUGCUCCUGUACCGUGUGUGGUCGUAAAAGAAUUGCUAUCGAGGAGGAGCUAGAGGUGCUUUAUGAUGCAUACUACGACGAACUUGAACAGUACGCCCAUCACCAAAGCGGCGAACCAGGACACGGCAUGCUACCACCUCCACGCAGUUUACCACCCCCACACCUUCAUCCUUCAUCCGCCGUACCGUUACCACUAAGCACUCAUCACCAACGAUCCCAUCAUCGAACGAGUCCAGUCCAAGAAAUCAUGGAUGACGAAGACGACGACCAAGAAGACGAGGGCGACGAAGUCGACAGUCAAGGUAUGAGUGAAGAGGAGGAAGAGGAAUACAGCGAUGAGGAAGAUUUAUACAGCGACGAAGAGGAUGAACCUGAAGACGUACCGCGAGGAAUAGGCAACGAUUUCUUCAAUUUUGGUAACAGUCUGACGGUCAAAGGUGGCAUUCUAACUGUAGCCGAUGAUUUGCUUAAGAACGAUGGCAAGAAGUUUAUCGAAAUGAUGGAACAACUAGCCGAGCGGAGGAUGCAGCGCGAACAAGAAGCAGAGUACCAGUCGGCACAACCCUCACACACCUACACAUCCAACGGACAUGAGCCGCCGCUCGACGACGAGGAAUAUGAUGAUGAGGAAUACGACGAGGAGGAGUAUGACGAGGACAGCCAGGAUGAAGAAGAAGAGGACGAGACGGUAACGCGGGAUAACUCCUGGGAAGUGGUCACGUGCGUCACUGACAAGGUACAGGGCGGCAUGACCGAGGAGCAACGCAUGGAAGAGGGCCGUCGCAUGUUCCAAAUCUUCGCCGCCCGCAUGUUCGAACAACGCGUGCUGACCGCCUACCGAGAAAAGGUCGCUGCCGAGCGUCAGCAGAAACUCCUGGAAGAACUGGAAGACGAAGACAAGAAGAAGGAGGAACGUGAAGCCAAGAAGGCAAGAGACGCCGAAAAGAAGAAGAACAAGAAACUGGCUCAGAAGCAAGCAAAGGCUGAGGAGAAGGCUAGGAAGGAUGCCGAGAAGGCAGCUGAAGAAGCCGCAGCUAAGGCCAUCGAGCAAGCAAAGCAAGAGGAGGCUAGGCAGAGGAGAGAGGAACAGCGCAAGAAGAAAGAGGCCGAGCGCAAGGCUCAAGAAGAGGAGCGACAACGUAAGGAGGCCGAACGCUUGAAACGCCAACAGGAAGAACGUGAGCGACAGCAGGAAGCCGAACGCAAACUUCGCGAGCAGAAGGCGCUUGAAAAGAAGCAGAAGGAAGAAGCUCGUCAGAAGGAACGCGAGGAACGAGAGGCGCGUGAAAAGGAGGCCAAGGAGAAGAAGGCUCAAGCAGAACGCGAAAGAAAGGAACGAGAUGCAAAGGCCAAAGCGGACAGAGAAGCAAGAAAUCAGCAAACGCCGCAGAUGUCCAAACGUCCUUCGCAAGCUGGCAUGGUCGCUGUACCUCCAGGUUUGCUUUCCAAGCAGGCUUCAUCAAACAUGUCUUCACCACAUGUUCCCGUGGCCACCCCUGCUUUGCCGAAGCCUUCUACUCCAGCACAACCGCGACAGAGCUCCUUCCAGGGCCAGAAUGCCACCUCGCCAAAGUCGCAACAAGGACCCGCCAUUGCUCCUACUAAAUCGACCUCUCCGGGAAGUGCUAUGAACCAAUCUAUGCCUCGAACGAUAUUCCAGAAACCACAGAAUCAGCAACCCUUUGCACAACACCAGCCCAUCUCGCCUGCUGGCCAACUGCCACCACCAAGCAUGUACCCACAGCAUCAGAAUAAUGGUUUCAGUGGUUUCCCAACAAGCAUGGCUGGAUUCCCAGGGUUUGGUGCUCCUCAUGGACCGAUGAUGCAUCAUCGUCCCUCGCUACCCGGUUUUUCUAAUGGGCCCUUUAGCAGUGGUCCCUUCCAGCCUGUGCAUUCAAACAACUCCAUGCCUACUCCUCCGCCUGGCAUGAGCGGACUUGGAGUCAUGACGCAGGGCCGAGGGUUCCCACUCGACAGUCCUCCCGGGUUCCAGCAACAGAUGCCACCUGUCGGAUCGCCGACUGCUCCACCUGGUUUCGGACCCGCACGCCAUAGUAUUGCGUCUCAUUCUCGCACUCACUCAUCAGACAAGAACACAUUCGACUCUGUCAGCUCACCUGCACCCAUCACCCGCCCAACACCUAUUCAGCGACCCUCGACUAUGAGGCCAAACAACUCUGAUGUGGACGAUCUGAGCAAGCAUCUCGGUAGUAGUGCGCUGCUUGAUGACACAGACGAUCCACUGCCCUCAGUGCCAGAAAGUCGCCGAGCUAGCGCUAUCACUGGUCCGCGUGGCUUUGGCUCGCCUGUUUUUUCACAGAACCAACCACGCAUGGACGUCUUCGGUGCUAACAGUAGUUGGACGUCUCCUUCGAUGUUUGGUGCUCCACCAGGCUUUUCUACACCUAGCUCCUCGUGGAAUCCUAAUGCAAGCAGUGGAUGGUCGUCCAUGCCUUUCGGCAGUUUGGGUCACCGACCCUCGGGUCCCAAUCGUCCUUUGACGAUUCGCAUAGCUGUAUGUAACGCAUGCAAGGCACUGUCAGCUCGGGAGCCUACACCUGAUAAUUAUCACUCUGUUGAAACUCUCCUACGUCAAAUUGAGAGUUCCAGAGUGAUGCUCGACAGCCCAAUCACGAUCAAGGAGAUUGAAGCCAUUUGCGAAACCGAAGGUGACGCCCAAAAUGGUGGCGGUUUCUUGCAUGCUCGUCACGAGGCUUCCACGCCUGGUGGCUUUGCAGUCAAGUUUGAGCCCGACGCCGGCACUCCUGGAUCCGGAAGGCAGUCUCACUCCCUGGGCCCGAUUAGCAGUCCUGUUCCCAGUCACUCCGUACCUGCCACAGGCUUCGGGGGCCCUACAGCAAUAGGAAGAGGUACAAGUUUCCAGAGCUUAGGCUCUGCCAUGGCAACUUCCGGCUCCUCGUAG